AUAAAUUACAAGCAAUCUGACCACAUCGGGGUUUUAGUGACAAUAUUUUCAUAUUUAAAUAUAUAUAUGAGUGAUUCGUGUGCUGCUCCAUUCCUUUAUGCCUUAUGCACCGCCGUAUACUGUGCAGAGCUGACGCGAUCACUAGCUAGACGCGAGCUGAAUUGAGCUGAAUGGAAAGUUAUUUUUAAUAUUUUUUACUGUCGUUUACAUUUUACGAUAAUAAUUACAAACAAAUUAUGUCAACCAUCUUCACUUUAAUGAAUUGUCUACAAUGUAUUUUAGUUUACUCGAUUUUUUAUGUUAGGUUAUGGAAGAAAAGAAGUUUCACUUUAGAUGUGUGGUCCAUGCACACAUUUUUUUUUCUAAGCUAAUGUAAGCCGAAGUUUACCUCAUUUGUAAUGCAUUCAAGUGAAUAUAUUAACUGUUAUCAGCUUUAUCAGGACGACAACCGACAAUAAACGAGUGGGCGACUAUCGCACUCCCCUCCAAGCUGUUAACGCAUCGCUUUGUUUAAACCCGAGAGCCAGUUGAACUAAGUUGAACAAAACAAACAAUUUAGGCAAACUUUAAAAAAAUGUUUAUAUCCUCUAUGACUAUUUGAAGACUUCAAAGUAACCAUCAAAACCGUUUUAGUAAAUAUUUACCUACCAAUUUUUUAACAAAAUACUUUAAUUUUAUUUGAUGUACGAAAUGUAUACAAAAGAACCUAUAAAUUUGAAAGUUGUAAGAUUUGAAUUGGAUUGGACGCCGCCACCACCGGAAUCGGAAAGGCAGAAACCAAAAAAGAAAACUAAAGAGAUUAAAGUACCAAAAGUGAAUCGUGUUGCGAUAAAAUCUCCUGUGCCACCGCCGCCUCCAAUCAAGAGCCGUUCACAGAAAAGGGAUGUAAAGGAGCUCAUUGAAGAAUUGCUCGAUGAGUUAUAUUCUGAUCACCGUGACUGGAGCAGCAACAGCGCCACAUACUGCAGCCGUGGAUCAACGUCAGCAGCAUCCAUUACUUCAUCACUAUCCAACUGCGGUGAUCAAAUUGAUGCUAUCGAAAGUAGUUACUUAGAAGGCUUGAACCUCGAAGAACUGGAAGAACAUUUUUGCGAGUGGCACUCGCAUUUACAGACGUCGGGUGAACGCCUGGCCCGCUGUCUGCGUACGAGGGACCGCCUCAGAAGACAACAGAAGAGAUUGUGUGCCGCCUUCACCGUGCUACUGCGUCAUAUAACGGGCGAUCCUGGCGCCCGAUUCGGAAUCACGCCGGGCAGCGAGGGGCCGGGCGAGGGCGGCUACGCGGAGUGGCUCCACGCCAUGAGACUGGUGGCGCGGCUGCCCGCUGGUGUGCCGCAACACUUCAGGAGAAAGCUAUGGUUAACACUAGCAGAAAGGCAUCUCACAGCGCGAAAUAUAGAGUGGUCGGUGGCGGAGCGCGCCUGCUUCCGCGGCACCGCACAACCCGAUGACACCGAGCUUGGCGCGCAAAUAUUGAAGGACCUACAUCGCACCGGUUGUUCUUUAUUCUGUGGGACGGAGGGGCGGGAGAAUCAAGCAAUGCUUCGCAGAGUACUUUUGGCGUAUGCACGAUGGAACAAAGAUGUUGGUUACUGCCAAGGGUUCAACAUGCUAGCGGCAAUAAUACUGGAAGUUAUGGAAAAAUCCGAAUCGGACUCGUUAAAGGUGAUGAUUUAUCUGGUGGAAGCAGUAUUACCUGAAGGUUACUUUGCUGAUGAUCUGCGUGGGCUGUCAGCUGAUAUGGCCGCAUUCAGAGAUUUGCUUCGAUUGAGACUUCCAAGAUUAGCGCAUCAUAUGGAUCACUUACAGCGAAUAUCAGAUGGCGGUGGUGUCGAACCUCCUUUACCAGAUGUGUUCACAAUGCAGUGGUUUCUAACACUGUACGCGACGUGGUUACCACGGGAAUCGUUACUGAGAGUUUGGGAUCUAGUGCUCCUUGAUGGCAAUGAAGUUUUGUUGCUUACUGCACUUGCGAUAUGGGAUUUAUUACAGGAUCGUAUACUUUCGGCGCGUUCAGCGGACGAGUUCUACAGCUGUAUGGGUGGUGGCGCAGGCGCAAUCUGGGAGGCCGGGGACUCGCUGGUGACCCGCGUGGUAGCGUUCGGCUCGGCGCCGGAGCUCCCACGACUCCGGUCGCUGCAUCGAUACCGAGUCACACCGCCAGCACCACCAACCGCUCCAUCACAACCUCCACUGCAUUCCGCUAUGCAGUCUAUGACAAAACGAGGCUUACGCUUAUUCUACUCUGAAGAUGAAGGUGACUCUAGUGAUGAUGGCAAUAAACUCGCAUUAGCAACAGUAAUGCCGCGAAAAGAAGAAUGUCUUGGCGCGGGAGAUAGACUAUCAUUAGAUAUAGGGGCCCUUAAACGCCAGUACGCUCGACUUCGAGAGAGGCAAAGACAAGCCCAUGUUAUAUUAGCAGCUGCUUGUGCCCGCCAUGCUGCAGUGGGUGUUCCUACGUCGCCAACAUCACUCACAGUUAACAACCUUCUUUUGGGAAAAAGUGCUAUAGUAAGUUCAAGAGGCAGACGGCUUGGACCACCUCCUGGGGCAGUUCCACCAUCUAGACAAACGUCAACACCACGAGAAACCACAGAAAAAUGCACAAGCGGAUUAGCCAACGACACUAUCAGUUGGAAUGAAGAAAAAAGUCGAAAAUCAGUCAAUAGGAGAAAUUCUGUAAAAUGGAAGGAUAUUAAAAAAGAUAAAGAAAAAACAGCAGACAAAAUAAGGAAAACUUCUAUAGAUUUAGAUGAAGCAGGUGAUGGUGUUAUUGUUUCAGAGCUUGAAGCUAGUCAAAUGAUUGCUUCACUCCGAUCGCGAAGUUCAAGUGAAUCUUCAUCAUAUUCAUCGCAUACAGCAUCAAGUACAGAUACAAGUUUGUGUGAUGAAAAUGAAAAAGCAAGUGAUUCUGAAGAUAUGCCUGACGAUGAUAAAGAGAAACGGCAUCAUAUACCUAAAGACAACACUUCUCAUCCACCACCAGUCAAAAACUCGAAACUUAUAGGCUCUCCACGUAUAAAGGAAUCAAAGAUUAAUCAAUCUCCAGAACCAAGCAAUGCUUCUGAUAGCGAUGGUGCAAAAAGUAUUACGGAUUAUCUCCAUUCAGCCGCAGGUGAACCGUUACGCACUUAUAUUGAUGGUUUUGAAACUAAAUUUAAGGAGGGCUUACCAGUGAGUCCAAUUUCUGAUCAUUACACACAUAUAAGCCCCCUUAAAAGCUUAUCUCAAUUUUCACCUCACAUAUGUUCAGAUAAAAAAGAUAUUUUGCAAAGAUUGAGUACUAAUAAAUGCGAGGAUAAGGAAAUUACAGGGCCUAAACACUUUCCCAGAUCUCCAAAAAAUUUUACUGACUUAAGCCCCUUAGAUUUAUCAUCAGAUAAUAAAUGUAAUUUAGGUGGUACUUCUCCUUUUAAUUAUGAUUUUGACUCAAAUUUCAAGGCUUUUUCUCGGUCUGUAAAUUCGGAAAGACCGCCCGAUAUAAUUGACAGUUUUACUAUGUACCCUAAUUUUGUACCUGAUAUAGAUUUGUCCGAGAAAAAUGUAUCCGAUAUUGAAAGUCCAGCUAGAAGUCCAGGGGCUGAAAGUAUAAUCGUAAGUGAAGAUGAACCACCAAUACCAUUAAAAAUAGAUAAAUAUUUUGAACAUAGCCCCGAAUUUUUUGGUGCUCGAGUAACAGAUCCUAAUAAUUCUGAGAUUCCUAAUAGACGAGCUAUAAAAAGACAUUCCAGGCUGCCUAAAAAACCUGAUUCAUUAACACUUCAUAAUAGUUAUAAUGAUAAAAUAGUCAGCGAAACAGAACGAGCAUCAUCAUUACCACAGAGUCAUAGUUUUACAAGUAAAAAAUCAUUGAGUCCAGAUAUUGAUAAAAAAGCUGAGGCAGAUCAGGAACUUAAACAAAUAGAAGCUGAAAUUACAAAAAAUGAUGAAUCUUUGUUACAAAGAAUAGAAAAACGGAUGAAAUCAACAACGGAAACUGAAAAUAUGUCACCGAAAGAUUACAUUCUACAAUCUGGACGUAAAAACAGUGAAAGAGCGUUACAAAUUAUUCAAGAAAACUCUAAAAUAUUAAGUAGAAUUCUAACAAAACAACACAUCGCUGACACAAAUCAAACUGCAAUAUUAAAAUCGGAGGAUUCUAUUGACAAAUCUAGUAGUAAAACUUAUACUGACAUUCCGGAAUAUUCUGUAGAGGCCCCAGUAAUUGAGUCGCCUAUACUUAAAGAAUCAACUUCGGAUUCUUUAAUUGGUUACCGAAAAAGAAACAGUGAUAAAAACACCGUUGAUAAAAGUGAAUUUGUUAGAGUAAGGCCUAUUUCAAUUGACGACCCUUUCUCUUUAGAAUUACGCAAUACAGUUUCAAGAGACGAAUUCUCUUUAAGAGGUUCAAAGUCUCCUAGUAAUGAAUGUUUAGUGAAUAAAACAGAUUUAUAUGGUUGGGAAAACAAAGGAUUUCUAGCAAAAUGUGAAUACAAAAGUGUUUUAAAUAAAGACAACAGCUAUGAUUUUUCGUAUAAGAAAAAAAUUAAUCAUAUUCCAGAUUUAGAUACAAUUUCCAAGAGUGAUGUAAUGAGACCUACGACUACAACUCAAUGGACAGGACAUUCUUUUUCAGAAACUAGAACUUCAGUUACUUUACCAUCGAUAGAACAAAAAGAUACUUCUACCUAUGAAAAACGAUACACCUCAGAUGAGUACAGUUAUCCAUUUUCAAGUAAAUAUAAUGAUUUUGUAUUAUCUAAAGCAAGUGAUAUUUGUAGUAAAACUGUCGAUCAAGGGCCAAAGGCUUGUGAAUAUAAUUCAAAGACUGAAAACAGCCAAGUUAGUGAUUUCGCUCAUGUAGUAACGUCAUCUAUUAGCUUCACUUAUGAACCUUCUGCUGAGGAUGACUCACCUACAGGUAUAAAAAGUAAUUCUAGUGAUACUUUAUGUCAAAUAACAUCUCUCGAUCAAGUAUCUACUCCAAUAUCUCCAAAAAUAUUCCCUAAGGAGACUCUCACAUUUCCAAGAGAAUUAUCCACAGAAAAGAGUGAUAAGACAAUAGUAGAAUCUGACGAUACUUGUAGUGCGAUUACUUCUCUCAUAGAAACAGAUACCCUUUCUUCGUUAUCUUAUCCUCGUAGUCCCUCAUCAGGCUCCUACCACCCAUUUCCUACUAGACCAGUCAUGCGGCUGCCGAAAGAACUCGGUGUUAGGUUAGGUAUGUACCCAAAAGAUGCAAUUAACUCUUCUCCAAAAUGAUUUUUACGAUUAUUUGCAAAUUAGAAAUUGCUAGCAUUUUUUCGUCUAAUAUUCAUUUUGAUACCAACAAAUAAUGUUUUAAUUAUGAAGUAACAUUAUUUAUAACAGUUACUUAUUUUCUAAUUCUAAGUUUUUACGAAUCUUAGUAUUAUUAUGUGUAAUAAAUAAUUACUGAAAUCGUAAUAUUUUGUUAAGUCUGUAAUUUAAAUUGACUGCAAAAAUAAGCUGUAGAUGUUUUGAAAUUACAUCGUUUGGAAUGUGAAAGACUUCCAGAACAAAGAAUGCAAAAGAAACUACUGCUUAAACUACUUAUUUCAUUAUAGAUAUUAACGGGAUUGUUACCAUGUACCUUGUUUUUUAUGAGU
Molecule: messenger RNA, 5606 nt
Organism: Chilo suppressalis (striped riceborer)
Lineage: Eukaryota; Metazoa; Arthropoda; Insecta; Lepidoptera; Crambidae
Source: the annotation of a GenBank genome assembly